This is a messenger RNA of Gigantopelta aegis, 1953 nucleotides long. RefSeq names its product UPF0489 protein C5orf22 homolog. The coding region runs from base 119 to 1654 and encodes 511 amino acids. The transcript has 4 exons. The record is from RefSeq and is a predicted model, not a curated record. NCBI's taxonomy places the organism in Eukaryota, Metazoa, Mollusca, Gastropoda, Neomphalida, Peltospiridae.
CAAAAAAACUCCAACACCAGCAUUAACAACAAUAACAACAGUUUUACUGAAAUGAAUCACUCUCUCUAUAAAUGUUUUAGAUUUCCGACUUUCCACCGUUGUCUCGGACAACAGCACGAUGUUCCGCAAAGUGAGGUACGUUGAGAUUACCGUCGCCGUGGUCGUCUUCCUGGCAACGUGCUGGCUGUUCGCGUGGCGGAUGCGCGACAUCGGCAGCUGCUACAGUUCGUCAUCGUUCACCAGUCUGGAGAGCAGGCACCUCAACCAGGAACGCGGGCCACGGAUUCCUGUGUACAUCGUGGAGGAACACCAUGAGGUGGUAAAGUACUGGUUUGAUGCUGUUCGUCAGAGUUAUAUUCCGAAAAGAGGUAAUGUUUUGAUUCAUAUAGAUGGACAUUCUGAUGGCGGAACUCCUGACCAAUGGCACACUGGGCCUCUGUUUCGAUUUCCUGUUACCCACCACGACAUUACCACGAUGAUGCAGCAAAACGACGUCUUCAUUGUAGCUGCUGCUCUGGCCGGUUUGAUAGACCGAUACAUCUGGGUGUGGCCCGCGUGGAACACACACAGCAACGAGGGACAGAGUGACAAAGAGUACGCCGCGUUUCGUGUGCGCUACGGCUCCCUGUAUCACACGGACAACGCGACGGGCCAACCCGUGCUGCAUCUGUGUGCGUGUGCCACGUCCAGCGAGUACAAACUGGACAACUACUGCUUCAUGAACAACGCCUCGGACAUAGACGACAGCGAAGGAAUACCAAUCAGAGAAUCAGAAUGCCACAUGAAGUACACGGGUCUGGUCGAGAUGGUCAGCGAGACAAAGGCAAUAUCUCUGAUUUCGUCUGGAACCUGGAUAACGGCCAAGGACAGCGUCCUGUUGGAUGUGGAUGAGGACUUCUAUGGAGUCGAGGCAGCAAUCACUCCUCUGGUCGAUGCCGGGGUCAACAAAGAAACCAUAGAUACAGUAGCCCACUGGGUCAAACGAUUGGUGUGCGCUUCGGACGUACGACAAGAGAGGCAGACGGACUCGUUUUUUAACUACUUAGUACAGACCAUUAUCGAUUUUAGAAUUGUCUGUUCCAUCAAUGAAAAGGCUGAUGACAGUGUGUGCAACAGUCUUGAGAACCUGGUCUCUGCCGUGAGCACCCUGCAACCAAAGUUCUUAGACAACAUUCGAGAGAGAAACUUGAUGCAGCACCUGUGUGACAACGAAAGCGAGGGUGCUCUGAAGGAACUCAUUACAGAACUCUGUAAUCUGAACACAGAUCAGCUGAAAGCUUUCGCAAAAGUGGGAAUCUGCCUAUACGAAAGUCCGAAAACCACGGACUUUGACAGCGAACAUAGUAUGCGAGUGUGUUACGGAUACAAUAUUCCAAACGAAACCGCAGUCAUGUUUCACAUCCCGUCCCUCUUGGAAAUAAAACAGAGGACAGAGAAACUGAAGGACAUCCUGACACAGAAACAGUUUGUUCCCGGUGCAGUGACUAUAUGUAGAUCAACUAGAGAUGGCUACACGCCAAGGGCAUUAUUUACCAAAAUUGAGUCAGACAUUAAGCGUGUACUUAGAGACGCUUUCCCCAGGAUAAGAGAGGAUUCGUUUUACUAUGACGAGGACCUGUUAGGAGGACCUGUUGGAUGGCAUGGCAGGCACUGAAGUCUUGUUAAAACAAAAUAUAGACAAUCAGAACCAAUAAUUAUAAAUAAAUUUCUUUAAAACAAAUGUCAUCCUAUUUAAAGGAUUUUGACAAAUAAAUCAAAAUAAUAAUAAUAUAGUAAAUAAGGUCCUGUAGCUAAUGCGCCUGCGCGCGCGCGUGCGCGUGUGUGUGUGUGUGUGUGUGCGUGCGUGCAGUUUGCUUCAAAACAACAGACAUAAAUUUUCGUGCAAUUACUGGAUUUUAUGUUACAAAUAAAGAAUGCAUUUGGAGGUAACUGUUCAAUAUAAAUGUAUGUUCA